Purpureocillium lilacinum is the source of this 648-nucleotide messenger RNA. RefSeq lists its product as uncharacterized. The record is from RefSeq and is a predicted model, not a curated record. Gene Ontology annotation, molecular function: thioredoxin peroxidase activity. Gene Ontology annotation, cellular component: cytoplasm. NCBI's taxonomy places the organism in Eukaryota, Fungi, Ascomycota, Sordariomycetes, Hypocreales, Ophiocordycipitaceae. Gene Ontology annotation, biological process: cell redox homeostasis; cellular response to oxidative stress.
AUGGCCUCCACUUUGGCCUCGCAACUUCGCGGCGUUACGCAGCACCUCGACACCAUCCCAUCGGACAUACGAGAUGCCAUCCUGGAUGCAAAGCGGGACAUUGAGACUUCCUUUGAUCCACAGACAGCAAUCCAAGUCGGUUCUCGGUUGCCCGAGUUUGAACUUCCCGAUGCCUCUGGAAAGCUCGUGUCCAGCUCCAGUCUCUUGGCCAAGGGUCCCAUUCUCAUCACCUUCUACCGCGGCGAGUGGUGUCCAUUCUGCAACCUCGCCCUGCGCGCCUUUCAGCAGCGCCUCGACGAUAUUACAUGCAAGGGCGUCAUGUUCGUCGCCAUCUCGCCGCAGCUUCCGGACACGUCUCUGACAACGGCCGAGAAGAACGAGCUGUCGUUCCCUGUCCUUUCCGACGCCGGCAACGGGCUCGCGCGCAGGCUUGGCAUCGUAUGGAAGCAACCGGACACGUUGCGGCCCGUGUUCGAGAUGCUGGGUGGUGGCCUAGAAGCGAAAAAUGGGGACAACUCGCUCGAGGUGCCGGUCCCCACGACGCUGCUCGUGGACCGGACCGGGACGGUGAGGAACGUGCAUACGGAGCCUGACUAUUUUCAGAGGCUGGACCCUGAAGUCGCGCUCAACUGGAUCGAGGCAUUGUGA